GCUUCCGGCUCCGCGCGGGGACCUCUGGGGCGGGUAGUCCCCGCGAGCGUCCGGGCCCGGCGGCCAUUGGCUGGUGCGGAAAAGGGCGCGCGCGCCGGCGGCGGGAGGGGCCGUCACGUGAUGUUUGGGUGCCCGCCCCGCCGUGAGCGCACGGAGCGGCCCGCGAGCCACCGAGGCCCAGCUCGGUGCGGAGGCUGCUGGCCCUGGCGUCUGUAACAAGAUGUCAUACGGAUCCAUCGCCGGUGGAGGUGGCCUGGGGAGCCGUGGCCCUUUCGGGGGACCCUCAAGACAAGGCUAUCAGCCCCUAGAGUGCGCUAGAUGUUGGACCGAAUAUGGAAUCCGUCAUUUCCCCUGCCCGUCGCCAGAGAGCAAGCUGCAGAACCCCUGCUCGGGGAAGGACAGGGAAGGAGAUCUGGGGCCGGCAGGCAUACCCGUUGUCCUGAGGGCCAGGAAGCAAGGGCCUGGGGUUGCCCCCGAAGACAGCCGGAUGCCGGAGCCCACCUCAUCACCUGCCACCGGCCCAAGGAGGGACCCGGCAGCUGGGCCCCGUGGCCGGAUGGGGGGGCCCGGCGCUACCCGGGCCAAGAAGAGGAAGCCCAACUUCUGCCCGCAGGAGACCGAGGUGCUGGUGUCCAAGGUGAGCAAGCACCACCAGCUGCUGUUCGGCACGGGGCUGCUGAGGGCCGAGCCCACGCGCAGGUACCGCGUGUGGAGCCGCAUCCUGCAGGCCGUGAACGCGCUGGGCUACUGCCGCCGCGACGUGGUGGACCUGAAGCACAAGUGGCGGGACCUGCGCGCCGCGGUGCGGCGCAAGCUGGGCGACCUCCGGAAGGCGGCCCACAGCCCCGGCCCGGGCUCCGGCAAGCCCCAGGCGCUGGCCCUCACGCCCGUGGAGCAGGUGGUGGCCAAGACCUUCUCCUGCCAGGCCCUGGCCUCUGAGGGCUUCAGGCUGGAGCCGCGCAGAGCCACCCAGGCCGAUCCACGAGACCUUCAGGAGCUGUUUCAGGAGACGUCGGCCAACGUCUUCCAAAUCAACUUCAGUGUGACCUCUUUGGAGCAGAGCCUUCGGUCCCUAGGGACACCGAGUGACACGCAGGAGCUUCGGGACAGCCUGCACACGGCGCAGCAGGAGACUAACAAGACCAUCGCAGCCAGUGCCGGCUCCGUGAAGCAGAUGGCCGAGCUGCUGCCCAGCUCCUGCCCGCAGGAGCGCCCUCAGCUGGACCAGCUGAAAGCCCAGCUCUCGGAUGCCAUUCAGCGCUAUGGAGUGGUGCAGAAGAAAAUUGCAGAAAAGUCCAGAGCACUGCUUCCUAUGGCUCAGAGGGGCAGCAAACAGAGUCCCCAGGCCCCGUUUGCCGAGCUGUCUGAUGAUGAGAAGAUCUUUAAUGGCAGUGACAAUGUGUGGCAGGGCCAGGAGCAGGCGCUGCUCCCGGACAUCACUGAGGAGGACCUGGAGGCCAUCCGGCUGCGGGAGGAGGCCAUCCUGCAGAUGGAGAGCAACUUGCUGGAUGUGAAUCAGAUCAUCAAGGACUUGGCCUCCAUGGUGUCGGAGCAAGGAGAAGCUGUUGGGUCCAGCGGCAGCACCGCUACGUGCCGGCAGAGCUGCAGCCCCGAGCCAGCCGUGGCCCUGCGGUCGGGUGCUGGGAUGGGCCCCACGCCCCCACGGCCGGGCCCCCACUCCCGGACCAAGACGCGCAAGCCCAACUUCAGCCCACAGGAGACGGAGGUGCUGGUGCAGAGGGUGAGGCGCCACUACCCGCUGCUGUUCGGGACCCUGAGGGGCACGCCCGCCCGGAAGCACCGCGUGUGGAACCGCAUCUUGCAGGCGGUGAAUGCGCUGGGCUACUGUCGCCGAGACCUGGGCGACCUCAAGCACAAGUGGCGGGACCUGCGGGGCGCUGUGCGCAAGAAGCUGGCGGAGGGCGCUGUGCCCGGCCUCAUCCUCACGCCUGUGGAGCGCGUAGUGGCAGAGACCUUUUCCACCCACGGUCCCCAAGGCCAGGGCCAGGCCACAGAGCCCCUGCCAACCGACGAGGACGAGGCCCCCAGCUGCUUGUGGCUGCCCCUGGGGAGCCUGGAAGGGCCCAGCCCGCCUGAACCUGACCCCCUGGACUCACGAGGCGUCUUCCACGCACCCACCUCUUCACCCUCCCCACCCGCUUCCCCAGCCUCCACCCCAGGAGCAGCCACACUCACAGGGUCCUUCCAGCCCCCCCCACCCUCCUCAGAGCCAGCACCGCCCUUGCCCUCCGGGAGGACCCCAGGGGCAGCACCUGAACCUUCGGUGUUUGAGCAGCGGCUGCUGGACUCGCAGCGGCGGCAGGGUGCCCUGCUCUCCUCCUGGGCCCAGCAGCAGAGCGCACUCAUGGCCCAGCAGAGCCUGCUGCUGCAGCAGCUGGCCGAGCAGAGCCAGCGUCUGGCCGAUGGUGUCGAGGCCCUCCACCGGACCCUCGAGAGGCUGGUGGGAGCGCAUCCCACCGGGGAAGCCUCACCCUCACUCCGGGACGGUGGCCCUGCUGGUGGAGUGGCCCAGGGGCCUGCCAGAGACUCCCAGGACAGCCCCCAGGGUGCCCACGUGGGGCUCGAGGUCUUCUCAGGGAUGAUCCUGAAGGUAGAGGAGGAAGUAUAGGGCUGGUCAGGGGUGCCGGCAGAGCCAGAGGGUGGGGGCAGGGUCUCCAGUCUUACCCCUGCUGAGGCCAGGCAGGGGAGAGAUGGCAGUGACUGGGUCUCCAGGGCACUGGGACGGCUUGAGUCCAGGAGAUGGGAAGGACGAGAGGACAUGGCUGUGUACCUGUGGUGCCACACCCUUGGCGUUGCCUGUGGAGCGUGGUGACCUGCGGGGAAGGGCUGCGGAGAGCCGACCUGUGGGGCCCAGCAGGCCAGGUCUACUCAGGGACUGUGCUUUGGAGGCUCCACCCCGUGUGGCCGUGGCUGUGAACUCUGCAGCCCAGCGCCCCUGCCAGCAGCCGGUGGCAGAGCCUGGGAAGAUGUACUCGGGGGCCCCUGGGCACCGGAGCUCUGGAAAGGGGGCUUGGCCAGGCCCUAAGGUCCCGAUUGUGACCUGGCUUGACUCCCGAAGGUCCCUGUCCCCUUUAUGGGCGUUUACACUUGGAGGGCCAGGCUCCUACGCCCUACCUGCUUCUGGCCCAGGGGAACCACAGCUCGUGAGCUUGGAAUAAUUUCUCUCCAAUUUUCUCUCUCUGUAUAUAUAUGCCAUAUAUUAUUUGGUGCUGUAUGGGGCUGGGAUGACGUUUUGUACCUGCAGACUUUUCUUGCAAAAAGUAUUUUUUUACAUAAGCAUAAAAUAACAAAGCAGGUGGCUGUGCAGCUGCUGGCAAGCACGGGAGCUGGAGCCUGCUCCUCGGGCCUGGGGCGCCGCUGCUUUCAGCCGCCCUGCAGGGGCCCCAGCACUUCCUGCGUCUUCAGACCCUUCUUCCUCUGUAACCUCCUCUGACUCCUGGGAGAUCCCUCGGCGGGGCUGCCCUGUCUCCGGUCCCUGCACAGCAGGGCACAGUCUGCAGUCCCCCAGCCUGGGCAGCUGUUGGGGGCAGCAGGAGCGGGAGGUGGGGCCCGCCCGGGCCUUGACUGGUCUGGGACCUCCAGCGUCUUCCUCUGCCGGCCUCUGCCUGGCUCCCGUGGCCCAAAGCCUGUCCCAGGAGCGAGAUGCUGACAGGCUGUCCUGAGCAGGAGGCAUGCUGAUCCGGGGAAGCUCCAGCACAGCCCAGAGUCAAGACUGCAGCAUCCCUGAGAGCAGGAAGAGGGGCCUCUUCCUCGUUUGGUGUUUUCCUCUGGGGCCAGCAUCGUGCCAGUAACUUUCGUCUGUGGAAGAACCCAAGGCAUAGCCACACGUGCAGCCGGUCUCCCUCCAGGCUCCUGACUCUGAGUGCACAGCUGCCGCUGCUGGUUCUGGGUGGGGCCUCCACUCUGAUGCUUCCACCUCGGAAAAGCCGGCCUUCCAUCCUGCAAAACCAGGUGACCUUAGUGCCACCACCUCCAAGAAGCCUCUUUAGAUCUUCAUUCUGGGUUCUUGUCCACUGAAAAUACCCACCAUAGGCCAGGCACACUGGCUCAUGUCUGUGAUCACAGCACUUUGAGAGGUUGAGGCAGGAAGGCGGCUUGAGGCCAGGAGUUUAGACCAGCCUGGGCAACACAGCAAAACCUCACCUCUACAAAAAUAAAGCUCAAUAAAUAAAGGUGCCCUGCACGGCUAACAGUG
This is a messenger RNA of Saimiri boliviensis boliviensis (Bolivian squirrel monkey), 4216 nucleotides long. It is a transcript of the gene TSNARE1, whose product is annotated as t-SNARE domain containing 1. Gene Ontology annotation, biological process: vesicle-mediated transport. Gene Ontology annotation, cellular component: nucleus; membrane. NCBI's taxonomy places the organism in Eukaryota, Metazoa, Chordata, Mammalia, Primates, Cebidae. The record is from RefSeq and is a predicted model, not a curated record.